This is a messenger RNA of Nilaparvata lugens (brown planthopper), 640 nucleotides long. RefSeq lists its product as uncharacterized. Bases 1 to 633 code for a protein of 210 amino acids. The record is from RefSeq and is a predicted model, not a curated record. The transcript is spliced from 4 exons. NCBI's taxonomy places the organism in Eukaryota, Metazoa, Arthropoda, Insecta, Hemiptera, Delphacidae.
AUGUCCCCGACGGAACCAGGAGUAUUCAGACAGCAACCAGGCCGUUUCGGAAAGAUGUUAACCAGAAAUCAGUGGGAGCUCCAUCGAGCAGAUGAGUGGAGAAAGUUCAAGCCAAAUGCUAUUCCAACUUUAUUUAAUGUUCCGAAUCCACCAAAAAAGCUUAUAUCAACAAGGCGGUCAACUUACAAGGACCCAUUUAUUAGUGAGAUAGCUGGAGGUGCUACAAUCACAGAAAAUGAAACUGCUAAUCUUGGUGUAGGGAAUGGCACAGCAUUAUCUCAUGAGGCAUUUCCUGCUGGGGAGGAGGAGCAAAUAAAGCAACUCAAGAAUGAAGUUGCAUCACUGAAGGAGGAACUUCAGAAGAAGGAUUCAAUGAUGAAAUCGUUUUUGAAUAAGGAGCAAAUUGCUGCAUUGCAACAAACACCCAACAAGUGGAGUGCUGAGUCUAUCCUUCUAGGCUUGAAGCUUCGAUUCAGCCUGGGUGUCAAUGGCUACAAUUUCCCAAGGGAAACGAAAUAUCCUCUGCCUUCCAUUGCCACUCUAAAUCGACACUCAAUUGAUUCCGAUAAGAAUCGGAAACGUAAGGCUGAAAUGUUUGGAACUUCAUCCAAAAAAAGAAAAAAACUGAGUUAGGAUAUGA